Molecule: messenger RNA, 1488 nt
Organism: Musca vetustissima
Lineage: Eukaryota; Metazoa; Arthropoda; Insecta; Diptera; Muscidae
Gene: nerfin-1
Product: insulinoma-associated protein 1
Exons: 1
Coding region: 61-1488 (475 amino acids)
Biological process (GO): neuron differentiation; regulation of cell cycle process; negative regulation of transcription by RNA polymerase II
Cellular component (GO): nucleus; transcription repressor complex
Molecular function (GO): RNA polymerase II cis-regulatory region sequence-specific DNA binding; DNA-binding transcription repressor activity, RNA polymerase II-specific
Source: RefSeq, a predicted model, not a curated record
CAACAUCACCACCACCACAGCAAUAGUCUGCAGGUGUUGCAUGGCCACAGUUUUGGUGGCAUGCCCCAUGGUUUGGGUUUAUUGACGACAGUGGCAUCACUGCCACCAAAAUAUCGUGCCCGUUACCUGAAAAUCCAAACCAAAACUGAAAUUCCCCUGGAUUUAUCCGUCAAGCCAUUGUCCCCGCAAACCCAACACACCGCCAGGCCUCAAACCACACCCAACCCGGACAAUGAAGUACCAAUGGCUGUUAACUUCACUGAGGUCUAUACCGAACCCUGUUCGGAUACCCAAUCUCAGGCCAGUGAGGAUAUUGUAGAGGAAAUCUGCUCAAGUUUGGCCAAUGCCGAUUCCCAGGUGGAGGAGCAUCACAAUAAACCCAUUACCCCACCUUUGACUCCAAACAAAAGAAAAUUUUCUGAAUCUGAUUUGGAUACCGAAGUGGAAUUUAAAGAGAACCAGUCAAAAAUGGCAAAAGUAGAAAAUAUUUCUUCCGCCAUGUCCAAACAACCUUUGGUGGAGCAAACCCCGGCCAAGCAACCCAUCAAGACCUCCGAUACCGCACCAAAAACUUCGAAAAACUCCUCAUCGCAACAGAAAGCUUCACGUAGCCAUAAGGCAACACGUAAACUGAAAUUCGAUGAAGAAACCAGUUCUCCUGUAUCGGGCACCAUUAUACGCCCCCUCGAAGAUAUAACCGAUGGUUCGGUGCAAUACAGUAACGGUGAUAUUGAUCCCAAGUAUAAUAUUGUUGAAAUUACUGAGGAGACCAAGGCGGAAUUGGCGGCCAUUAAAAAUGUCAUUGGCGACUACAUUUGCCGUUUGUGCCGCAUUAAAUUUGAUGAUGCCUUUGGUUUGGCCCAGCAUCGUUGUGCCUGUAUUGUCUUGCUGGAAUAUCGUUGUCCUGAGUGUGGCAAACAAUUUAAUUGCCCAGCAAAUUUGGCAUCGCAUCGUCGGUGGCAUAAACCGCGUAAGUCUCAAGCUGCAGGUGAAAAUGUGCAAGCUACAAAUGCUGCUGGCGCAACAACAACAACAAUUCGGGAAAAGAAAAAUUCGAAUAAAAAAUCAGAAAAUGAAGUUAACGGAGAUCAAGGCACCUCGUAUGAUUGUCAAGAAUGUGGUAAGAAAUUUAAGCGUCAGGCUUAUCUGAAGAAACAUGAAUUGACACAUCAAAAGGUGCAGAAACAGCAGCCUGCAGCACAAAGUUCCGCUACACCUGUCAUUCAAAGUUUGAGUGUAAAUGCAACCAGUCCCCAAACAUCACCCAUUCGCCAAGAAGUCAGCUACUACACAAAUACUUCAUCUCAUAGUGAUGAGGAUCAUGAAGAUGAUUCCAUGUCCGGUUACAGUACCACCUCUUCGCAUCACUACGGACGUUUGCAAAUUGUUGAGACCGGUCUCACCGAAGAGGAGAAUAUUGCAGCAGCAGCAUUGACGAAUUUACGCAAUUGUGCUUCAGUCAUACAACACACCACUUUGGCUCACUAA